Messenger RNA from Miscanthus lutarioriparius, 168 nucleotides. Lineage: Eukaryota; Viridiplantae; Streptophyta; Magnoliopsida; Poales; Poaceae. The record is from the annotation of a GenBank genome assembly.
AUGGCUCCAUCCAAGCCAAAUGAUCCAUCUCCUGCUGAUCUGGAGAAGAAACUGUCAAGUUCAAUAGAGCAGAUUGAAAAGAUGGUUACGCGUCAUAUGAAGGAAACUCCAAAGGCUGCUCAGCCGUCCAAGAUUUACUUGGCUGUGGUUGUGCUCAUCAUAUUCUAG